UGAAAUUAGGGGAGGUUACCGUUAUCAUUUUAUUACUACUAGUUACUAGUAAAUAAAAAUGAACAUGAUGAAGAGGAAGAGAGAAGAUAUGGAGAUAGUGUGGCAAACACCCGCCAACCCACCCGAACGCCACGACUACAUCUUCCGUAACGGAAUACGCUAUGUCAAGCCUUACUACUUCGAAUUCAUCUCUCAUGUGAAGAAUAGGUGGGCUGGGAAGACAGUUGUUGAUCUCUUUUCUGAUGAAUUUAAAGGGAGACCUCGUGAUUACUAUGAAUCUGCCAUAAAGUCUGGACGUAUACAAGUUGAUGGACAAAACGUGCCUGUUUCAUAUGUAGUUCAGUCAUCACAAAAGAUUAGUCAUUUCUUGCACAGGCAUGAACCACCAGUGAUGUCGUGGGAUGUUGAAAUACUAUGUGAAGAACCAGAUGUGCUGACAGUUUGCAAGCCUGCUUCUGUUCCUGUGCAUCCAUGUGGACAAUAUCGCAAGAAUACAGUCGUUGGUAUACUACAAGCGGAGUAUGGCCUGGCACCUUUAUUUCCUAUUUGUUCUAGUCUUCUCUUGACUCUUAUGGAAGCGGUUCAUCGCCUAGAUCGCUUGGUCUCAGGACUACUUAUUUUGGCUAGGAGUGCUUCUAGGGCUGACCUCUUCAGGCAACAGAUAGAAUCAGGGGCAGUGCAGAAACGGUAUAUUGCAAGAGUAAUUGGAGUAUUCCCAGAUAAGCAGCAAGUUGUGAAUGCUAAUGUCAAUUACAAUGCUCGAGAAGGGAGGAGCACAGUUGAGGUGGGGGACGACCAGGGAAAUUGUACUGCUUCGCUGAAGGGGAAGACUGCCUGCACCAAAUUUACAAGGAUUAGUACCAAUGGGAAGCACAGCAUUGUUUUGUGUGAACCCGUCACUGGCAGGACACAUCAGAUACGCGUGCAUCUGCAAUAUACAGGUCAUCCCAUAGCCAAUGAUAUGCUCUACUUGUCUGAAUUCGUGUCUAGUCGCUCUGCUGAAGGAUUGAGUGCGGAUAGAGCUGCAGCAAGAUCAUGUUCUCCUCCAGAGCCCAUGUCUCUUGAAAAAGGAAUUAGUGAUGCGGAAAAUGACUCCGUUGAAGAUUUUAGCAUUGAUCCUAUGUGUACAAAUUGUCCAAAUCUUGCUCCGAAAGGGUAUGAGGGAAAUGAAGAGGGUCUAUGGCUGCAUUGUGUAAAAUAUUCAGGACCUGACUGGAUAUAUGAAUGUCCACAUCCAGACUGGGCAUCUCUAUGAUUUUAGAACUUUGCGAUGCUCUUGUUGCUUCACGUCUUGUGCUACGUCCAUUCUUGUGCAGCUGUAUGCGCUGUGUCCUGGUAUAUUCUUGGAGUUCUGCGAAUUUGCUAUUGGGGAGGCACCCAUGCGGUAUUUUGCUCCAUUCUAUGAUGCAUGGUCUACUUUGAAUUUGGAUUUAUGGGAGGGAUUAGCUUUGGAUGGCUUUCGAGCUCUACUGGUUUAUGAACAAGUGUUUGCAGCAAUUUUGGAACAGUUUAUGGACAGUCUCUGUUUGGCAGAGGUGGUUUUGUUUCACCUUGUUAAUGUAUUUGGCAGAGGUGGUUUUGUUUCACCUUAAUGUAUUGGAUUACGGAGAAUCUACCCUUUUUAUUUGUAAAGCAGCAGUAAGGAACCUUCAGCGGUUAAUUGAUGACUGGUUCUCUGUUGCAAAAUGGCAAUACCUGGACAUAAUCGUUAUUCUUA
This is a messenger RNA of Lycium barbarum (goji berry), 1717 nucleotides long. RefSeq names its product RNA pseudouridine synthase 7. Gene Ontology annotation, molecular function: RNA binding; pseudouridine synthase activity. Lineage: Eukaryota; Viridiplantae; Streptophyta; Magnoliopsida; Solanales; Solanaceae. The record is from RefSeq and is a predicted model, not a curated record. Gene Ontology annotation, biological process: pseudouridine synthesis. Bases 59 to 1255 code for a protein of 398 amino acids. The transcript has 12 exons.